AUGUCAAAAUCAUCGUAUGGCGCCCAGAGAGGCUCCGGACCAUAUUUCAUUCACAUCGAGAAUCUGCCAAAGCGAUAUACAUGGCAGGACUUAAAGGAUCUAAUUCGUCGCCACGCUGCGCAUGGCAUCUGGACGGAGAUGGCGGUCUAUCCGAACGGACAGACUGGUGGCAAGGGCUACGCCCGCGUGCAAAGACAAGAUGAAGCCAUUCGAUUGUACAUCCACCUGUGGGACAUCAGCGAUGACCCAGCUCAAUUCGUUCGAUGCAAUUGCGCAAGCAACUCUCAAUCACAUCCUUCCGGCGCACGAAUCUUCCAAAUGGCAGCUCAGCCAGGCUGGCAAAGAUUCACUCCCACUUCCCCUCUGGGCGCACCCAACCCAUCAUAUCCGGUAUCUCCGGGACCCGGCUACUUUUCACCGACCAUGGCUCCACCAGUAUCAGCACCCGUGCCACCCCCAGCGAUGCCGCAACCUACAUUCGAGCAACUCGCGGCAUGGAUGGCCACAAUGUCACUCGACUACAGAAAUCAAGCGCACGUCGCGCAAGCCAGACAAGUCUACCAGACCCGCCAAGCACAGAUACAGGCAUCCCAAUAUCCGACCUACACAACAGGCACAACCGGCCUACCCACAAACACAACUCGCGGCCUAGUCCGAACCCAAGCCCGAGGCAUCUUCGUCAGCGGCAUCGACUUCAAAGCCAGACAAAAAGACAUCGAAAGACAUUUCCGCCAAGCAGGCGAAAUUGUCAAACUCGAAUUACAAAAAGAUGCGUCGACGGGAAAGUCAAAAGGCAAUGCCACAAUUCUCUACACAAAUGCCGAAGCCGCUCAAGAAGCGAUCGAGAUCUUUGAUCGUCAAAAGUUCAUGUCUAUGCAACUCCGCGUCAGACCUGACAAGGAAACGACAGUCGUCGCCCCACCUCCGCAGGCGAGUGCGGGUGCGCAGCGGAGAACGAAUAUGGAGCCGACGAUUGUGAAUGGGAGUCAGAAACCGGAUCUCAAAGCUAGAAGAGCAUGUCGUGUAACCUGCGGUCGUCGUGUGCGCACUCAGGCCAUAGCUUGA
This is a messenger RNA of Pseudocercospora fijiensis CIRAD86, 1065 nucleotides long. RefSeq lists its product as uncharacterized. The coding region runs from base 1 to 1065 and encodes 354 amino acids. The transcript is spliced from 4 exons. Lineage: Eukaryota; Fungi; Ascomycota; Dothideomycetes; Mycosphaerellales; Mycosphaerellaceae. Gene Ontology annotation, cellular component: nucleus; cytoplasm. Gene Ontology annotation, molecular function: mRNA binding. The record is from RefSeq and is a predicted model, not a curated record.